GAGGAGCCCUUGCACGAUGACGUAGCCGCCUCCCGCCUUCACGAACCCCCUGCAGCCAUGGACGUAAUGGGCGCCAUCAGCUCGGGAGCCAGGAGGCUGAAGCGGUCAACUGCAGUUUCUUUUUCGCAAGACCCGUCUGGUGCCUGCUGUGGCCGUCCAGCGGCCCAACUGCAGGGCCCCAGUUCGCCCGCUGCGAUGGUGGAUGCCUGGGUUUCACGCGGGACCCUGGCUGCAAGCACCCGACAUGUCGCUCAUUACAGUACAUGCGAAUACAUGCGAAGCAGCGACGGCGCGGCCAGCGGCUGGGAUUUUGUGCUGUCCAGCUACCAAGCCUGGCCUGGACGCCUUGAAGAAGCCCUGGUGCGGGUUGGUGGUGAGAGCUGA
This is a messenger RNA of Trichoderma citrinoviride, 384 nucleotides long. RefSeq lists its product as hypothetical. The coding region runs from base 58 to 384 and encodes 108 amino acids. The transcript has 4 exons. The record is from RefSeq and is a predicted model, not a curated record. NCBI's taxonomy places the organism in Eukaryota, Fungi, Ascomycota, Sordariomycetes, Hypocreales, Hypocreaceae.